UGUGUGUGUGUGUGUGUGUGUGUGUGUGUGUGUGUGAACAGUAUAGUAGUACAUGUAAUGAGUUGAAAUAUACAGAGUUGUGCUUUGACUGACCAGUGACCAGUGACAAACUUAACACGGGGAUGGGCUGUCUAGUAUGUGGUGUGUGUUGUGUGGUGUGUGGUGAGUGGUCUGUGGUGUGGUUGUGUGUGGUGAGUGUUUGUGGUGGUGUGUGGUGAGUGUUUGUGGUGGUGUGUGGUAGUGUUUGGUGUGUGGUGAGUGUGUAGUUUGUGGUGGUGUGGUGUGUGGUAGUGAGGUGUGCCACGUACAGUCCCACCCGAAGAUCAGUAAUAGUGAACGAACUCUGAGCUCGCACUGAGAGGGUGACGGCUGGUGGUGGUGGUGGUGGUGGUGGUUGCUGUUCCCGCUCCUGAUAACCAGUACAGGCCUUUAACACACACACACACACACACACACACACACACACGUGACAGGCGUGUGGCGAGCAGUCUGCUGGUGUCUAGUGUCUAGUGUCCAGUGACCAUCUUGUCCAACCAGCGCGUGUCGUGCAGGACAAGAACAGGACUGAUCGUUCCAGCCUGACAGACAGACUCCUGCUGACCCCCGGGCCCAGGGUUGACUUUUGAGGGACGUGAAUCGCAUCUCCACCCAGGCAGGAACAAGGAGGCGGAGUUUGAAUCGCGCUGUGGCCACUCUCACUCUGUCACUGUCACACCAAGGCAGCCAGCACCACCUCCACCGCCACUCUGAAGGAAGAGCUUCAUCAUCAUCAUCAUCAGCAGCAGCAGCAGCAGCAGCAGCAGCAGCCAGAGCUAUGGACGACAACGUAGAGGACUGCCCUGUGUGCCUCAACACCUUUGACGACACCCACAGGCGGCCACGCAACCUGCCGUGUGGUCAUUCAUUUUGCACGCCGUGCAUUAAUGAACUGAAGGAGCAGGGUGCCGUCACGUGCCCCACGUGCAGGGUGAGUCACGCCCUGCCUGAGGCCGGCCAGUUCCCCAUCAGUUAUGCUGUUGAGGGCCUUAUCAGGAAGAUGAGAGGUGCAGGACUGGCCUGUGUGGCACCCAAGCCAGGAAAGCAGCUGACAGCUCCGGCAGCAGUGACACAGCCUGCACCAAGGGCCACAGCGGGACUCAGCAAGAGGACACGGUCCCUGCUGCAGGAGCAAGAGGCAAAGGUCCUGGCCGCCAUCCGCUCCUGCCAGGAGGAGCAGAGCCAGCUGGCAGACUACCGGACAACCCUGGGUGGGUGGUGUGGCCGCCAGCAGCAGCUGGAGGACGACCUCCAGACGCUGGUGGACCAGAGCAAGGGUGCCCGGGAGGCGAUAAGCCGCGAGGACUCCCGCGUGGAGGGCAGGCAGGAGAAGGUGCGGCAGAGAGGAGGCGCUGCACGCCAUGCUGCAGGAGCUGCGCACCCCAUCAACACGACAGGAAGCUUACGAGGUGAUUGAGGAUGCAGACCAUCUGCUGGAGGAGGAGGAGAGGGCGGCAGUGUUUCCUGACGUCCACGUGGUCACCACCGUCGCCAGG
Portunus trituberculatus (swimming crab) is the source of this 1532-nucleotide messenger RNA. RefSeq names its product tripartite motif containing 13-like. Gene Ontology annotation, biological process: protein ubiquitination. The transcript has 3 exons. Bases 815 to 1453 code for a protein of 212 amino acids. The record is from RefSeq and is a predicted model, not a curated record. Lineage: Eukaryota; Metazoa; Arthropoda; Malacostraca; Decapoda; Portunidae. Gene Ontology annotation, molecular function: ubiquitin protein ligase activity.